Molecule: messenger RNA, 908 nt
Organism: Effrenium voratum
Lineage: Eukaryota; Dinophyceae; Suessiales; Symbiodiniaceae
Source: the annotation of a GenBank genome assembly
CAAGCGCUCAACACUUUUGGCUCGAGAGCCAUGUUCUGCUGCUGCUCCACCGAGAAUGAGGAGCAGCAUGUGGACCUCAGCCCGGACGCCCUGAGAAAUCGGGGCCUCGUGGAGGUCCAAAAGACCUUCGCCGACGAGGAUCUGAAGGUUUUCACUGUGACGCUCCAGGGCAUCCUGGGCAUCACGGUGGACCGCUCCGAUGGGCAUCGGACGCUCGUGCGCGAAGUGUCCGGUGGGGCGGCUUCUGUCUGGAAUGACCAGAACCCCGGGCGGCGUAUUCUGCCCUUUGAUCACAUCUUGGAAGUGAACGGCGAGCGCUGCCUUGGAGAAGACAUUACCGGCAAAUUUGAAGGGAAGGAGGUGACGCUAAAGCUGCAGCGCCCCCAUGUGCGCACGGUGGUUCUGGAGAGACCAGGCCGCUUGGGUAUUGACGUCAACUACCGGAAAACCUCUUUGACUCCCUGGAUCGCCGCCAUUAGCGCCGGCUUGGUGGACGAUUGGAACAAGAAACAGCCGGACCUGUGCGUGCUUCCGCAUGACCGCAUCUCGGAGGUGAAUGGCCAGUCUGGGACCAUCGAAACGGUGCUUGAAAAGCUGCGCUCCGCGGAGAAGCAGAUGAUCCUGACGGUCAUGCACUACGACGAGAUCUGAAGCGAUAGCCCUCAAGUCUCAUAUCUCGACCUCGGGGCGUUUGCGACCGACCCACGGAGGAGGCAUUUUCCUCGGACCCGCUGAUUUUGUGGUUGGUCUUGCAUUUGUGUGCACACAUUUCGCAACGCUUUACUUGGCAGAGCUUUGGACCAAGAGGGCCGCCUCUUGGGCAGCUGGGCAGGUCUCGUUUCACCGCGCUUGCUUCGCUCUCUCAGCCGCGUAGAGACAUCCGACGGAUCUCAUGAAGGUGCCCGAGC